Molecule: messenger RNA, 1193 nt
Organism: Phragmites australis (common reed)
Lineage: Eukaryota; Viridiplantae; Streptophyta; Magnoliopsida; Poales; Poaceae
Product: mitochondrial import inner membrane translocase subunit TIM17-2-like
Exons: 2
Coding region: 171-830 (219 amino acids)
Biological process (GO): protein import into mitochondrial matrix
Cellular component (GO): TIM23 mitochondrial import inner membrane translocase complex; mitochondrial inner membrane
Molecular function (GO): transmembrane protein transporter activity
Source: RefSeq, a predicted model, not a curated record
GAGCUAAAGCAACCACGCACAAAGCGUUCACCCUUUGACGACGCUUCUCUUCUCCCCAGUUCUCACCUACUUCCUUUCCACGCCAGGGCCCGAGCUCCGAGCUAGGGUUUCCUCUCCCGCCGCCGCCGCCGCCGCCGCCGCCGGAGGGUGAGGAGCAGUAGGAGGAGGAGAUGGGGACGCCGGAGACGUCGCGGGAGCCGUGCCCGGACCGCAUCCUGGACGACGUGGGCGGCGCGUUCGGGAUGGGCGCGGUGGGCGGCUCCGUCUUCCACUUCCUCAAGGGCACCUACAACUCCCCCAACGGGAUGCGCCUGGCCGGCGGCGCCCAGGCCGUGCGCAUGAACGCGCCGCGCGUAGGCGGGAGCUUCGCCGUCUGGGGCGGCCUCUUCUCCACCUUCGACUGCGCCAUGGUCUACGCGCGCCAGAAGGAGGACCCCUGGAACUCCAUCAUCGCCGGCGCCGCCACGGGCGGGUUCCUCUCCAUGCGACAGGGCGCCGGCGCGGCCGGACGCUCGGCGCUCAUGGGCGGCAUCCUCCUCGCACUCAUCGAGGGCGCCGGGCUCAUGCUCAACCGCGUCCUCGCCAACCCGCAGAACCUCCCACCGCUGCCCGCCGACGACCCCAGCCUGGCCGCCGCCGGCGGCUUCCCGGGCCUGCCUCAGGCGCCGGUGGUGGCUCCUCCGGAGGCCGUGAGCUCGAGUGGUGGGUGGUUUGGUGGUCUCUUCGGCAAGGAGGAGGAGGAGAAGCCCGCCGCGGGCGGGGGCAAAUCGGAGAUCUUGGAGAGCUUCGACACGCCCAGCACCCCGAUACCGUCGUUCGAGUACAAGUGAGAAAAAGGUUGGCGGGUGGCACUGUCGCGGGUAGUCUGGAAUUGCUGUAGCAAAUCAGGAAUACAAUAACAGGCUGGACAAGAGAUGGAAGACUUGUUCGAUAAACUUAUUCAUGCGCCGCUCUUCCUUCACGGCUCAUAUCUAUGCACCCCUCCUGUGUAUGUAUAAGCCUUUUUUGCGUGGGAAGUUAGCAACUUUUUGCAAAAUGUUGUUGUACUAGCAUUAGCAGCAGCAGUAGCGCUUGCGCUUCCUAUAGUAUUCGUGUUGUGCAAUGUACUGCACUUGAGAAAGCCUUAUGCUGUGCAUCAGGCUGGCACAGCCUUCUGAAUUGACAAUUUUUUUGAGUCGAGUUGUUUCACUGCA